GCUGAAACAAAGGGAGUGGCAUCGCUGUAUCGCAGAAUUACAGCCUUGCUUAAGUAGGCGUAAUAAGUAUGGCAUGAACGUUCAACUUGACUGCGAUCCUCUUCUGCUCUCAAACCAUCAUGAACUACCAGAUUCACCGUCCAUGUCAUAUCAACGUCCUCCCAGUUGAGAUACUAUCGUACAUAUUCACGCUGGCCACCCAUCACACCGCAUCCACCGAUAUUGAUCACAAAGGAAGAUAUGAGGUCCCUUUCAGUCCUGAAAGUGUCACAAUGCCAACUGUGCUCGCUUCUGUACAUCGCCACUGGAGACAUAUUGCACUAUCCACCUCGACUUUGUGGUCAAGCCUCUCAAUGAGUCUUGAGCAGGUUGUUCGUUGUAAAGUUGGAUCAGAUGCGGACGCAUAUACCACUUUCCUCGAUGUGCAGCGCCUGGCCGCUCAUAUCGCGCGGUCACGAAACUCCCCAGUGGACAUUCUCAUCGACACUCGAGAUCCAGAAUGGGACUUUGAAGAAGAGGAAGAAUGCUCACCUCACAAUGCGACGUUCUUCCAAUAUGCCACUUUCAUCCCCCAAAUUCUCGACCUCCUGUUCCCGCAGAUGUAUAGGUGGCGUUCGCUGACGAUCCUCAGCGACACGUGGGCACCUCUUCGUGUCGCUCUUGAACGUCUCAGUGUGCCUACUUUGAUAAAGGGCUUGGGUGCUCCGCACCUUGAAACUCUGAUACUCAUGCGAUGCAACGAGUUCUUGGGUCACUCGGAUGUCUUCUCUCCACGCACACAACAUGUGUUCGACGGGAUACCAUUCGCUGCUUUGACGGGCGCGCCACACCAUGAUCUCUCUGUACAAUCUCACCCCCUUCCGAAGCUGCGAAACCUAACUCUUGUCGGCGUUCACCUAAACUGGACACAUCUCUCUCGUUAUACUCUUGGUGUAGCCCUCAACGAGCCGCUUUCAUAUGUUUCCAGCUGCAUUCAGUCGUUGGAGCUUUCUCAACAUUGCCGUGAAGUCAGGCCGACAGUUGAUGAGUUUACAGGGAUUCUCAAGGCUUGUCCUCUCUUGCGAAAACUCGUGAUCAGGGUUUCUGGACCGAAGUUUGAUGCAGGGGUGCAACGCAGCGAUCGUCCGGUUUCGCUUCCCCUGCUUGAAGAUAUCCAUUUGGGGUAUACCAAUGUCGAAGAUGCUGCCAUGCUUCUCAGUCACAUCCAUGCCCCUAACCUCAUCUCGAUUUCCAUCGAAGAUGCCAAUCACAUCGCCAGUCCUGAUAUCGAGGACUCUGGCCCUCUCCUGACUUAUCUCGCAACUGGCUUUCUUGAUUUGUGCGACAUCUCUACGGAAGCUGGCUUGAAUCAUGGAGUGUGCACCUCCUACUUAGCCACGUCCAACGAUUCCGUCAAGACGCCGUUCCCACACCUGGAGCGAUUGUCGCUCAACGGUGUCGCUGCAUGCUUGACUCCCUUCAGUCUCUUGAUGGCUGUCAUUCCGAAACUCCGUCAUCUGUCGCUAUCUCGUACCCCAAGUGCGCUGCUAGCUCUGUUACCCAUCCAGACUCCUUUUGCGGACGUCAGUACGCGCACCAUACCUUGCCGUGCCCUCGAGUCCAUCGAAAUAUUCUGUAUUGAAGAACCAACAAAAAACCUCCUCGAGUUUGUGCAGAGGGAACGCGAGCAGAGCGGUGCGCCACGUGUAUGUAACAUCGACAUCCACCUUGAGGUAUCCUCCGCGGAUACCGGUGAAGAGAACGAAGGGUACCAAAUUAUUGAAGACGACAUGGUUGAGAACCAGACUGGAUAUGGGGAGUGGGUACCAGACGAGCAAGAUCCAUUUGCGCCUGGUGGUGCGUUCAAUGAUCCCGAUUUUGACGAAGCAUAUCAUUAUCUAUCGUAAGCAUCGAAGCCUUGCGUACACUGUACAGCCCUAUUCUAUAUUACUUGUAGUCGUCGUAAGCAGCGGAUAAUGUUAUUAACCUUGUUGUGAGCUACUUAUCAAUCCAUUCACA
Messenger RNA from Suillus discolor, 1998 nucleotides. RefSeq lists its product as uncharacterized. The record is from RefSeq and is a predicted model, not a curated record. The transcript has 2 exons. NCBI's taxonomy places the organism in Eukaryota, Fungi, Basidiomycota, Agaricomycetes, Boletales, Suillaceae. The coding region runs from base 120 to 1886 and encodes 588 amino acids.